GCCAGCACUAUUAUUCAUUGGUUGUUGUGAUAAGUUUGUGUCGCGUGAUCAGUAAAUAGUUUGUUGUGGGAAUGGGAUGAAAUGUCAAGAUGGCCACUGGUGGAUCAGGAAGGGAUACUAAAUAUUAUGGAUUGUUAUUUUAUGAGGAGAAAGGUUUAAAUGAAUAUGUAGCAAUAUUUACUGUAGCUAAAGAUAUAGACACACUCUCUGAUUAUAAGAGAAGGAAGCACCCUGGAGCUAAGGAAGGUUCACUUAUCUUCUUUAGAUUUGUCCAGCAUCAAGACUCUACACUUACCUCAAGAGGUGAUUAUAUUGAAUUAAAGUUCGAUACUCCACAAGAUAAAUCAACCACUGAUGGAUGUACUAUUAAACCUGACACAGUACCUUGUAGAAUAUAUAGAAGUGAUGUUGAUAAGGUUGGUACACCUGGUUAUCCUGACCCUCCCUCCUCCAGUAUAUCAGUACAUGCUACACCUGAUGCUGUUCCUAGACUGAAGUAUACUAUACCACUGGAAGGUGUAGAUACAUAUGAUACAUUGUACAUUAAAAGGAUAUUGAGAAGAGGUCCUCUCUUAGACAUUAAUGAUUUACAGUAUGUACUUGAAUCAUUGAAUGAAGCUGGCUUCUCACAGGGGGAAUGGAAACCUCUUGGUCGUGCUUUAGGAUUAGGUUAUGAUACACUGAAGGCUAUUGAGGCUGAGUAUCCUGGAGAUGAACAAGGACGUCUUAGGCAGUGUCUAGUGAAAUGGUUAGAGAGAGCUGAUGCUGUUGAUGUUAGAGGAGGUCCAAGAAUGACCUCUCUAUGUGCUGCUCUUGAGGACAUUGGUGAUAAAGCAGCAGCUGAUUAUAUCAUGAAGAAUAUUAUUAAUAAAGAUUCUCCAGAGUUACGUCACUAUCGUGAAGCACUUAAGACUAUCGUGAGGUGUUAUCUUACCAAAGCUGUAGUUCAAGGAGAAGCUCGUGUUGGUAAAACCUGUUUCAAGUCACUUCUACUGGAUGAAAAGUACGUUGAAGAAAGUACCGGUAUUGCUGAGCCGAGAGUUGGUAUCUACUGCUACAGACGAGACACUGGGAAACGAUACAAGCUAUUGGAUGUUACAGAGUUAGAAGAGAUUGUUAAAAACGCUUUGAAAAAAGAUGCAGUAGAAAAAUUGAUCAAAUCUCCAGUAGAAAAUCAGGCCAGUGAAGGUAUGGAUGAAAAGAAACCAACCGGAGGAAAUGAAACAGCUGAUGAGGAUGACGAUGGUUUUGUCGAAGGAAAUGAAGCCACCAAUGAACCUGGCGAUGGAGACGGAGUACCUGGAGAUGGAAAUAAAGCACCUGGAGAUGAAAAGGAAAGUUCACUGAGUAAAGAAGUUAAGAAUGUGCUUGACGAAGUACAGCAAUGUUCAGGGAAGGAGAAUCAUCUUGAAGGAGCUCAAUGGCUAUACCUCGUUGAUACAGGAGGUCAAAUUGCUUUUCAAAAGUUGCUUCCAAUUUUUAUGCCGUUUACUCAAGUUCUUAUUCUGGUUGUUAAUAUUUCAAAAGAGUUGUCUAGUGGCUCCACUGCAGUGAUGCACAUUGAAGGGAAGGAUCACAGUGAUGGGAGUCCAUCCAGAUUGACGGUCGAAGAAGUUUUGAAGCAAAUUAUUUCUUCAAUAGCUUCUGGGAUGCAGCAUUUCAGGGAUAGUUAUAAGAAUCAUAAAGUUCUACGAGAUUUGGUUCCGGAGAAAUUGCAGAUUCUAGCAAUUGGUACACACAGAGAUAAAUGCAGUAAUUUUAAGAAGUCGAAACGUAUUUUGGAAGAAAAAUUGGCAAAAAUAAUAAAAGGAAAUGAUGAUUGUGAGUCUAUUGAAGCUGAUCAUGUAGUUCGUGUACGGGAAGUUGAUGGUCGUAUCGCUGGUGCAGCUGUUGGUGAAAGAGAAAAGGAAGAAAAUUUUUCGAAUACGAAGAGUUCUUUGGAUGACGUAGAUGAGAUCUUAACGAAAGAUGAUAAAGGAAUCAACAUUCCAUUUUAUUACUACUUCUUUGAUAUCGUACUUCGCGUUGCAGCAAAAGAGGGAUGUGGUGUGUUGCGAUUAUCCACCUGCAAAAGUCUUGGGGAAGAUUUAAAACUGGAAGAAAAGGAAGUGAUGGAAUCUCUUAAUUUCUUGCACCAUAUCAACAGUAUCAUUUAUUAUCAUGAUUCUAAAGCCUGCAGUGACCUGGUGUUUGUUAACAUAGGCAGUCUCAUUGGUAUUCUCAAGGAGUUGGUCGGGCGUGUUCAUACUCUUCAUUCCGAAGCAAGAAAGUACGUUGGAGAUGAUGACGUUAUAAAGGGGAUCCUUUCAGUGGCCAAAUUUGAAGAGAUUUGUAAAAAACAACUUGACCCCAUCACAAAAGAGCUAAAAGUUGUUGAUAUUGCAACGAAAUUGCUGAAUCUUUUCCUGGAGCUCUCAAUAGCUACACCAAUAGAUGAUAAAUAUUUCAUACCAGCUCUCCUUCCAGUAAGAGAUGUUACAAAUAUCAAUCCUUAUAAUGAUCGUGAGCCAUUGCUGUUCUACUUCAAGAAGGCUACCCCAAUGGGCCUUUUCUGCUCUGUUGUUACUCAUCUUCUUUCAAACUUUAGCUACAUGAUUGCUUCGACAGAAAGUAAUUUCUCUAAUUUCAUCGAAUUGAAAUAUCGUACAGAAUGGGUUGCGACAUUCUACAUUACUCUAGUUGAACAGAUUGAUUGCAUUGAAGUCCAUUGUGAGAAACAGAGAGGGGAAGGGAUAGUCAGGGAAGAUGUCAAGAUGGCGAUUACUUCUGCAGCUGAAAAGCACAAUCUUAGUGCAAGUCAUGAGAUCCGGUUUUAUUGUUCGUGUGGGCGUGGUACUACUGGAGCUGGUGCUGGAGGAGGAGGUGUGGCUAAAGGGAAGAAGCAUACAGCUGAAGUUGAGACUGUCAAUAAGAAACAUAUCUUCCGAUGCAGUGAGAACCCACGUAUCUGCAGUGAUGACCAACCUACUGAAUGGGAAAAUAAGAUAGAGUUAUGGAGCUCCUGGCUUGACGUUAAUACACCAAACACUCCUUCUAAUGAUGAGUCAACUUCUACAAAACAAAGUACUCCUCCACAAAGAAGUGUAUCUGAGACUGGAAGCACAGGCUCUCCACAGGAAGCUAAAGGCCUCAAGGAGCUUACUACUCCACAAAGAAGUGUAUCUGAUGUGAAAGGCUGUGCUUCUCCACAGGAGACCAAAGGCAAGGAGCUUAAUAUGAGAACAGUCAUGAAGAUAUUUACUCCUUCUGCCCACCAUUACAAGAUAAUAGGAAUUGGAUUGGGUGUUGAAGUAGCAGAUCUGAAAGACACAGAUGAAGCAACUAAUAAUCUUAUUAAAGUAUUCCAGAGGUGGUUUGAUGCCGAUGAAGAUGUCAAUUGGGAUACUUUAAAAGAACUUUGUGAAGAGGACUAUCCUGAUCAACUGGGCAAAGCAAAGGCUAAGCUAAAUAAAACACUCAGCCGUCAGUAGCAGGUGCUUAUUUUUUAAUUGUUAUCAUGAUCAUGUUUUUUAACUUUUUAAAUUCUUUUCCAAUUCCUUUGUACAUUGCAUGUAAGCUAAACAGUAUCUUUUUGAAACAUAA
Messenger RNA from Amphimedon queenslandica, 3582 nucleotides. RefSeq lists its product as uncharacterized. The coding region runs from base 90 to 3470 and encodes 1126 amino acids. Gene Ontology annotation, molecular function: protein binding. NCBI's taxonomy places the organism in Eukaryota, Metazoa, Porifera, Demospongiae, Haplosclerida, Niphatidae. The record is from RefSeq and is a predicted model, not a curated record. Gene Ontology annotation, biological process: signal transduction. The transcript has 11 exons.